This is a messenger RNA of Capsella rubella, 372 nucleotides long. Its product is annotated as late embryogenesis abundant protein 37. The transcript has 2 exons. The record is from RefSeq and is a predicted model, not a curated record. Bases 1 to 372 code for a protein of 123 amino acids. Gene Ontology annotation, biological process: response to stress. Lineage: Eukaryota; Viridiplantae; Streptophyta; Magnoliopsida; Brassicales; Brassicaceae. Gene Ontology annotation, cellular component: mitochondrion.
AUGUCUCCAUCACUCUUCAAUUUCAAAAGUUUCUCUCGCUCAAUCAACCACAUAAUCAUAAUGAGAAGAUACGAUGUGAUCACAAAAGCCUCUCAAAGGGGAUAUACUAGUGGACGUAGCCAUGAGAAGCCAUCAUGGGCAUCAGAUCCUAAUACCGGAUAUUUUAGACCUGAGACUGCAGGUGCGAAAGAGAACUUAAGUCCACACAUUGAAAAAACCUCUAAAAUUCAAGGUAAAAUGCUGAGAGGAGAAGAGUUAUGGUGGAUGCCUGACCCUCACAGCGGGUACUAUAGACCCGACAAUUUUGCCAGAGAGCUUGACGCAGCUGAGCUACGGUCUUUGCACUUCAAUAAGAAUCACAAGACGACGUAG